Messenger RNA from Carassius gibelio (silver crucian carp), 1425 nucleotides. RefSeq lists its product as uncharacterized. NCBI's taxonomy places the organism in Eukaryota, Metazoa, Chordata, Actinopteri, Cypriniformes, Cyprinidae. Bases 1 to 804 code for a protein of 267 amino acids. The transcript has 5 exons. The record is from RefSeq and is a predicted model, not a curated record.
AUGGGGAACAGCUGUAUGUGUGAGUAUGUGAACAGAGAUAAAAAGCUGCUCACCUGCAUCCUUACCACCAGCGGGAUGUUCGCAAACCUCCUUAAACCACUGGAUGAAGGCCAAGAAGGAAGUGUGUUUGGUGAUACAGUUACAGAGGAGUCAGUGUCAGUGUCAGUGACGGAGGGAGAUUCAGUCACUCUAGACUCUGGUGUUACUGAAAUGAUGGAUGAUGAUGUGAUUCUGUGGAGGUUUGGAUCUGAAAACACUUUAAUAGCUAAAAUCAAUGUACUGGCCGGCAGCGUCACUGUAUAUGAUGCUCGUCUUCCUGUUCCUGUCAUCUGCAGAGACUGUUCUUCAUCAUCAUCAUCAUCAUCAUCUUCAUCAUCACAGCAGAAUUGUUCAUUGUUGUGUUCAGUGGUGAAUGUGGGUCAUGUGACUCUCUCCUGGUACAAAGGAAACAGUUUAUUGUCCAGCAUCAGUGUGUCUGAUCUCAGCAUCAGUCUCUCUCUACCUCUGGAGGUGGAAUAUCAGGAGAAAAACAGCUACAGCUGUGUGAUCAACAAUCCCAUCACAAACCAGACCACACAUCUGGACAUCAGCAAACUCUGCAGCAACCAGACUCAACAUCUGAACAUCAGUCAACUCUGUCACACAUGUUCAGAAGUCCACAUCCAUUGUUGUGAUACUCUUGAAGCUGUGAUCCGAUUGGUUAUCUCUGCUCUGAUGGGCGUGGCUACUGCAGCUGCUGUGGUCGUUUUGGUCAAAGACGUCAGAUUUGCUAGAUCGAUAAAAGAAAACGAACAAAUAUCAUAAAUAGUCUGACAUAUUGUAGUUUUAAUUGUAAAGAUGAAAAUAUGUUUGGUCUAAAAGUGUUUAGUGAUAGUGAAACAAAGCUUUUCUUACUGUUUUCCACUGAAUUUAAACAGAAAUGGUUCAUUACCUGAAUCUGGUGUUUUAGGAGACAUCUGGUGGCCAAAACGAUGAACAUUCUUUAGUGUUUCAUUUUCUUCUUGAAAACUACGAAGUAUGCACUGUACAUUUAUUAGUUAUUUGCAGUUUUCAUUAAAUUUUAUCAAUUUAUGUAAUGUUGCUUUUUUACAUUUUGUUUUAUAAUUGUUUGCAGCAACCAUGAAAAUACAAAUGUAAUAUUUGUCACACCCAUAAACCAUACUAGAAUUAAACUGAAACUGAAUAUUUAAGGUCCGCACUAUGAAAAAAGCAAAGGAAAAAUUAUUUAUUUGCAUUUACUAUUCAAUUAUGAUAACAAUAACAACAAUCAGUAGUUUUUUUUUUUUUUUUAUGAGACCCUACAGUAUUUUAGAUACAGUCCUCUACCAAACGGUUGAGAUGUCUGUUCAUAAUAAAAGAACAACAUUCAGAACAAGUCAUAUUAAGUGCAAGUUCUUGGCCAAUAAAAAAAUCUGAUGACUGCUA